CACACACACACACACACACACACACACACACACACACACACACACACACACACACACACACACACACACACACACACACACACACACACACACAGAUGCGCGAGUGAUGAGGACUUUUGGCGGCAGUGUGACUCAUGUUCCAAAGACAGUGGCUAUGACUAUACAGGUUUCCACCACGGGAGGGGCUGUUUUGAAUCCUGAGGCCACAGUGUUCCAGCUUCCCCCCACCCCGCGCUCCCCAACCCACUCCACGCCCACGCCAGCCCACGCCUCCGCCACGCCCGCCCCAGCUCCCACGCCUACACCCACUCCAGCCCACAUUAACGGCUUCCACAGUAACGUUGACCCCUUCAUGAAUGGGGACGUCGGCCUGGAGUGUUGUGGGGUGGAUUGCCCCGCCACACCGGAGGACUGCCCCGCCAGCGUAGGGGCCCUGGGGGGUGCCACACCGCUGCAGGGGGACGCUCCACCAAAAGCUGCCCCGGCUAAGGCUCUGAGUGGGGCUACAGAGGCUGCCCCGCUCCAGACACCCUCAGCUGCCCCACCACAGCAGAAUGGGGAGGUGACGGCAGGUGUGGCGGGGCAGGGCACUGCGUCCCCCGCCCCGACACCCCCAGCAGCCCCACAGUCUCCCACCCCGCCCUCACCAGCACCCAUGGAGGCGGGGCAGGCAGGGCAAGGGGGGCAGGGGGAGGGUCUGGCCCCAGGGAGCGAGACACAGGCCACACAGACCACCCCUACCCAGACACCCUCUCCCGCCAGCCCCCCGGGAAGCCCUCCUGGCACCCCAGCAGCCACCCCUGCCCCGGGACAGAUGGCCCCGCCACCGCCACCGCAGCAGCCACUCAGCAGGGAGCAGAUCAAGCAGUUAGUGGCCCAGCAGGUGGAAUACUUCUUCUCAAGGGAGAACUUGAGCAGCGAUCCUUACCUGAUCUCUCAGAUGGACAGUGACCAGUAUGUUCCUGUGUACAUCCUGGCCAACUGUACACAAUUCAAGACCAUUACUAAGGAUCACAGCAUCAUUGUAGAGGCUCUCAAGGAGUCUCCGUUUGUUCAGCUGGACGAGGAGAGGAACAGAGUGCGGCCGAACUACAAGCGGUGCAUUGUUAUUCUCAGGGAAAUUCCAGAGUCCACGCCCAUUGAGGAGAUUGAGUCAGUCUUCAAGAGCGACGAGUGCCCGAAAGUUGUGAGUUGUGAGUUUGUACAUAAUUCGUCGUGGUACGUCACCUUCGAGAGCGACGAGGAUGCACAGAAAGCCUACUGGUACCUCAGGGGAGUGGUCAAGACAUUCAAGGACAAGCCAAUACUCGCUCGGAUUAAAACGAAGCCAAUUUCUCGCCUUGGCUGUCUUUCUGUCCUGCCAUCUUACGGAGGGAAGGCUGGAGGGGGCACAGAGGCCAAGGAGGCAGGGAGUGGCACGGCACCCCCCUCAGCCCAGCCCUCCCCCAGCGGCGCCACCGGGGGAGCAAGGAGUGGGGCCGGAACACAGGCAGCAGCAGGGAAUUAUGGGUCGAGUGGUGGCAGGUUCCUGUUCUCAACCCACCAGUCAGUCAAUCCAGGGUCCUACACCUACACCUACACUCCUGCAUCAAGCCCCAUGCCAACUGCCUAUUUCUACCCCAACGUGAUGCAGUGGACCCCGCCGCCGGGAGGUUUCUACGACAUCAACAGCUUCCUUCAAUUCAACGGACUGUCACCGCAGGGCACCUUCACCCCUCACAACCCCGGCCCCACCCUGCGCUACCCACCCAAUAGAAGGAACCCCAAACACCGCGACAACAACAGAUACGACAAGGACAGCCGCCACAACACCACCACCACCGCCACCACCACACCAAACCAAACACCACACUACCAACGACAGCACCACCACCACCACCACAGGCCACACCCAACACCAUCACCCUCACAGCCACAGCCACAGCACCAGCAGCACCGGCCACCAAGUAGAGCACCACCAUCAGCUGCCCCAACACCACCACCACCGCCACCACCAAACAUGGAGAGUUUUGCGCAAAAUGAUAUUAGUUUAGCGUCCCAGAGUGGGUUAUAUACAUCCUUCAGCCCGCCUGCUACUGUGGAGAAGGAGGUGGUGACCGUCUCCACCACAAACACCACAUCAACACCACUGGGGAAGAUUUCAACACCAUCCACAUCACCAACUCACUCACCACCACCUGUUCUAGACGAGGAGCAGAUGCAGCCGCCACCGCCACCACCACAGCCGCCACAGCCUCCUCUACCACCACCGCCACAUCUACACCAGCCACCGCACAUGCAUCCACGUCACCACCAUCACCACCACCACCAUCACCACCAGUUUCCGCCACCACACCACCUCGCGCAGGGACUCCCCGGGCCGCCGCCGCCGCCGCCGCCACAUCGCCAUGGCACCUACCCCCCGGACCACUUCCACCACCACCACCACCCACCACACCUCCACCAGCAGGGACCCAGGCCUGUGCCCCGGAACCCUCGACGCCGGCCCCGGGGCAGGGAGGAGGAGAUGCUUGCGGGGCCAGGGCGGGGCGGACCACCUCAGAGGACCACCGGGGCGCCCCAUCAGCCCCCUGGAAGUGUUGCAGGGGAUGUCGGAAAGCAAGCAACACCAACACCCCAGGAAGGCAGCCCCGCCCCUCCCCCGCCCCCACCCCAGUUUGACCUAGAGGCUGCUUCCUUCCCGCCACUCCCUAGCACCGAUGAGCCAGCAGUGGUGGUGGUGGAGCGCCGCAGCAACGACCCCCUUCCCAGCGCUUGGGGGGAGACACAGCCACAGCGCUUCUCCGACAUCAUGAAAGGGAACCCCAAGCCCCGCCCUCCCUCCAUCACUGACACCCCCACAGACACCCCUCCCACCCCCACCAGCGCCACAGCCACACAGACACCCCCUACCACCACAGUCACCCCCACAGCCCCUGCCACAGCCCCCACCACAGCCACAGCAGCUACCACACCUAGUCAGACCCCAACAACCACUACUACCACCACCACACCACCACCAUCUACCACCAUAGAUGACCACAACCACCACCACCAAACUACCACUACCACUACCACAGCCACGACACCUGCCACAGCCCCUGCCCCAACACCCGCCACAGCCCCACCGCCAGCCCCAGCCCCGAAGCAAGACCCGAGGCCAGCCAGGGACCAAAGACUGGAACGCAGGCCUGUCGGGGCGGGGGCCGGGGCCACACCAAACGGGGCAACAAAUGGACCCAGAGAAAGACGUGAAUUUCCCAGAGAGUACCCACAGCGGGGCCAAGCGGGGCGAGAAUUCCGGGGCAACAGGGACCCCACACUUCGAGCGGGGAAGGAAAAUCGCCCCAUUAGGAGCCGAGAGGACAGAAUGGAUGCUGAUGGUUGGAUAACAAAGGGGUCGAGGGAGAGUAGAGCCCAGAGAGAGACGAGAGAGCAGUGGGAGAGAGGGGAAUCGUCAUCAUCAGCUCCUCGUCACCACUAUAACAACAACAACAACAACAAUCACCACUACCAUCACAACCAUCAUCUUGUUAAUGGUGACUCAGCUUCACCACCACCAUCACCCAAGCCCCAGAAAGGAGAGAGCAAGCUGGGCGACGACUGCACAGAUGCUGCCAAGGGAGUCUCAGGCAGGCCUCUCAACAACAAUGAUGGCGAGCACAAGACCACAUGGGCUAAGAUGGCGCUGGCCUCCAAGGACCACAUGGAGCGACUGGCAGCGGAGCUCAAGGAGAAGGAGGAACAGGAGAAGAUCAAGAAACAGCGCCUCGCCACACGACCCCCGCCCCGGCCCCAGGAGAAGGUUGUGGCGCCCCGUGAGCGUGAUGGCAAGAUGGUUCGCCGAGACGCCCUGCCCCGCGAGCCCCGUGGACUGCCUGGGGAGCGGGGCGGCCCCAUCCCCUUCCGGCCAAGGGACGCCGCCACACCCAAGUCCCCUAAGUGAGGGGCCGGCGGUGCCUUCCCCGCCCGCGCCUCCUCCAGUGCCUACGCUGUCCACCACCCCGUGUACAUAGCCACCCCGCCGCCCCGGAUGCAACGCUCCGCUGGGGCCAGACAGACAGACAGACGACAACAGGCGACUGGUGCCAAACAUGGCCGCCCCGCUUACCUGUACAGUUGAGAGUUUAUUUUUUGACUACAGUAGUAGUUUGGGUGGCGCCCGCCCGCCCACCCACCCUGCCCUACCCCGCCUCCGGGCCUCCCCGCGACGGACAGACACACUGGCAGCGCCGCCGCCGCAGUGUGGAGGACAAGUGUGGCUGAAUCAAAAGUGUGGCUCUGCCCCUCGGCCGCCCCGGUGCUAAGGCCCCGCCCCGCCCCGCCCCUUACUUGGCUGUGACCCGGCGUGGCCCCGGAGGACCCCCGGUUGUGAGUGUGGGCACCCACACUGCAGUGAACCCCAAGACUGGUGGUGUGUGUGUGUGUAUGUGUGUGCCCCGCCCCGCCCCGGCACCACACACACGUACACACGCACACACAGACAAACACUCAGUGACUGUGUUGCCACAGGUUGUACCUUUUUUUCUGCACGGUCAUCCCUGCCCUGCCCCGCCCCGCCCUCGUGUGUACAUAGUGGAGGGCUGGGGCUGUACAGUGUGUGUGUGUGCGUGUGUUUUGCGUGUGUACGCCAGGGACUCAAGGGGACCCAGGCAGACAGUGCCCCGCCCCGCCCCGCCCCGGACAGUGUACCAGCGGUGGUUUCUUUGGUCUUUGCCUUGUUUGGUUUGAGACGCUUUGGUGCGCUGGCUUCCCGUGUGUGUGCGUCUGUGCGCCACGGGGCCCCCAGUGUUCCUGCGUGGUGUGGGGGAGGCCGCCCCGCAACAACCCCCAAGCUGCCCCGCCCCACCCCGCCCCAGUGCUACUUAACGACUUGCCAACUAUGCACGGGCUGGACUCACUGCCGCUACCCCCACCCCCUGCCCCGGCGGCCCUGGUGACUGCCCUGCCCCGCCCCGCCCCGCCCCGAGAGGGAAAACUAGGCCUUAGUAAUUUAUUGCAGCUGCGUCGCCGUUUGCUGUUCCGUUGAUCACAGCUUGGUCGCUUGGCUGCUGCUGCUGCAGUGAGGGGCGGGGCGGGGCAUACAGCUGGGGCACACACUGGGGCGGGGCGGCACUUGUGUACAUAUUGUUGGGGAGAAGCACAGCUGCAGUUUGUAUUAUUUAUUGUUUCCCCGGGGUGCUACGGCCUGGCCUGGGGCGGGGUGGGGUGGGGUGUGGCGGGGCGACACCACAGCACACUGGCACUGCCCCCCCACUACAGUACAACACCACCACCACCACCACACCAACAUUCCCCCCCUCACCACCACUACUUAUACCCCCCAGCCCAAUAACCCCCACCAAACCCCCCUCCCCCUACUAAUCUCACACACCAACUAACCUGCCCUCCUCCACCCACCCCCUACAGCUCAGGAACAGUAGUGGGGCCGCCAGCCUGCCACAGCCCCGCCCCGUCUCGCCCCGCCUGCCAGAUAAUGCCCCCUAUGUCAGUGUGUGUGUGUGUGUAUGUAGGUGAGGUAUGUGCGUGUGUGUGUGCGUUAGUGUGUGUGUGUGUGUGAGAUCUCCGCUGCCUGAGAUCACAGCAGCAUCUUUAGAGUGAUUCUCGGACGCUCGGACAGACGGACAGGUAGCAGGACCCCAUCUUUAAACCCCCUUGUACCCUUUCUCGUGCCCCACCCCUCCUUGCCCCAUGUUUCCUUCUCUCCUCCACCCUGCUCCGCCCCGCCCCGUGCGUCUAAAAACACCAUUUCCUCGCUCAAUACAAAAGAACUUUGGUUUACUAUUAUUAUUAUUAUUAUUAUUUCAUCUUAAUUAAUGUUUAUCAGUUUAGUUUGAAAUAAAUCAGUCUGUGGUUU
This is a messenger RNA of Portunus trituberculatus (swimming crab), 5836 nucleotides long. RefSeq names its product nascent polypeptide-associated complex subunit alpha, muscle-specific form-like (gene Larp4B). Gene Ontology annotation, cellular component: cytosol; cytoplasmic stress granule. Gene Ontology annotation, molecular function: mRNA 3'-UTR binding. The record is from RefSeq and is a predicted model, not a curated record. Gene Ontology annotation, biological process: positive regulation of translation. NCBI's taxonomy places the organism in Eukaryota, Metazoa, Arthropoda, Malacostraca, Decapoda, Portunidae.